Astrephomene gubernaculifera is the source of this 1645-nucleotide messenger RNA. The record is from the annotation of a GenBank genome assembly. NCBI's taxonomy places the organism in Eukaryota, Viridiplantae, Chlorophyta, Chlorophyceae, Chlamydomonadales, Astrephomenaceae.
AUUUGGAGUCCCGACGCAAAGCGCCUUCAAUUUGAGGGUUGGGGUCUAUUUUUGCGCUUCCUACCCCCCCCCUGAACACACCACAUUUUUUCCCGAGUAUAGGACAUUUACUGCCAUCAUUAGCGCGUUACCAGGUGUUUUGCGAUAAUUGCUGCAAGGCUUUGCAAGCGCAACUACAGCAAACCGUUGGCGCUUGCUUCCUUAACGUGACGCGCACCAGUAGCGGCGUCGCUUUCACCUUACGUUAGCUAGGAUAUCAUUAAUAUCAGCCGGCGCGGCGGCGUCAGGGCGAGUCGCGUCGGCUGGGAAUGUUCGCAUUCAGAAUGGAAGCCCCGCGACAGGGCACGAUAUCCACAAGAACGGCUCGGCCUCUUAGGCUUGUACACAAGCUUGCUGAUGUAACAAAAGUUGUAAGAGGAAGAAGCCGCAUGCGUGUCAGAGCGGAGUCUCCCAUUAUUGAAGACAUCGAAGUCUCUGGCCGUGACAUGAGCACACGCUCCGUCUUUAACCGGUCGCGCUGGGCUUACCAUCAGAACACGGGAAGAUAUGCUCGUCAUAUGCUCUCUAUAUUCCGGUCCGUCACCUUCCACAACCUGCAGGCUCCCAUGAGCUUCAUCGUGCUGACGUCAUGCGCUGUCGUACUGUACCGCACCCUGGUCGACACGGGGCGCCUACCGGAUCUCUUCCAGGGCAUUCGCUUCACCGAUGUGCCCUUCCAGCUCACCUCCUUCGCGCUCUCCCUGCUGCUGGUUUUCCGCACGGACGCCAGCUACGGCCGCUGGUGUGCUGCUAUGGACGCCUGGGGCACGCUGCGUACCUCCGCCGCAGACCUCGUCCGCAAGGCAGCCGCCUGGGUGCACGACCCCGCACACCUGCGCCGACUGGUUCGCUGGACCGCCGCCUUCCCCGCCUGCCUCAUGCUAGAGCUGCGGUACGACAGCGGUACGACAGCGCUGGAGGCGGCAGUACGGCAGGAGCUGGGGGCGGUACUGCGGCCGCAUGAGCUGGAGCAGGUUCUGUCCGCGGGUCCGCACUACCACCAGUUUUGUCUGUCCGUGCUGACGGCGCUUGUGGGGGCUGCGCAGCUGGAGGCGGGGCGGGAGGCGGCGCUGCUGGGGGAGCUGAGCGGGCUCAACCAGGCAGCAUGCGAGUGCGAAAAGAUCCUGCGCUUCCCCAUCCCGCUCACCUACACGCGCCACACCUCCCGCUUCAUGCUCAUCUACCUCACCGCGCUACCGCUGGCGCUGUACGACUCGUGCGAGUGGGCGGCGGUGCCGGUGACCGGGGUGGUGUCGUUCCUGCUGCUGGGGAUCGAGGACAUUGGUGUUCAAAUCGAGGAGCCCUUCUCCAUCCUGCCUCUCCCCGAGAUCUGCGCCGACCUGCACCUCUCCGCGCAAACAGCGGUGGCGCAGCGCGACAUGGUGGCCUGCCUGGCUGAUCCCGCCACAUGCAGCGCAGCGGAUUUGGAUCUGGAUCCGGAAUCCGUUCUGGAGAGGAGGGCAGACCUGCAGCAGCGACGGCAGCAGCAGGUAGCACGGUGCGGCGGCGGGAGCUGCAAAUGCGGAGCAGGUGGGGUCCACAACACCACCAGCAGCAACACCGCCAGCAGCAACGGGGCCGGCGGCAAUGGGGAGUACACCGUGGG